UGGCCAUUGUCUUAGUAUUUCAUAUUUCUAUUUUCUGUAAAUAAAUGAAAUUUUUAAUUUAAUUCUUUAUUCAUAUAAAUAAAUUUAUUUUGAGUUCCAUCUUGUGACAAUGUGGAUGUAUUGGUAUUCAGAUUUCAGACGCAUUAGUCUUCAGGUAUCAUAGAUUAAACUGAUAGUAUUAUUACUUGAUACCAAUUUUAAAAGUGAAACCAAUUGAUUAUGCAACGUUGGUUUUAUCUAGAUUCGCAUUCACAGAAACAAAAGAUUAAACCAAAUAAAAUGAUGUCAGAGAAACAAGAGUCAGUAAAACAUGAAAUCACCUCUCAAACUUGGACGUUUUCAGUGUCUGUUUUGAAUCAUAUAGCAUCUAAAGAGAGAGUAUUUAUAACAGGCAGUAUUCCAGAACUUGGCGAAUGGGACUACAAGAAGAUGGUUCCAAUGGAUCAACAAAGUGAUUCAGACAUAUGGUCCAAGAGUAUAACAAUACCAAAUACGUGUGAUGUGUAUUAUCGUUAUGUUCUGGGUACAUUGAAUGAACAGUCAGGUGAUGUCAUAAUUAAUUGUUGGGAAACACAUAUUAAGCCCAGAGUUAUUCCUGAAAAUAUGCUAUACUCUGCCAUUGAUAGUUUUGGUGAAUGCAAUGGAAACCAUACAGUAAAUAGGGGCUGGUUAACAUGUCGAAAACUGAUUCAGUUUAAGUUUAUCAAUAAUCCUUUAAAGCUGAAAAGUCGACUUGAAGGAAGGCUUGUCAAUAUAAAAGUGACUCCUGUGAAAUUGAGUUUCGGCACAGAACCUCACCCUGAAGAGUCCUCAUUGAGCACUGACACCAUGGAUGUAGAAGCACCGGCUGGAGUUUGUGUGGAAGUAGCUACGCUAGAUAAUGACACGAGUUUGUGUUCACUGCAACCUCAAGAGCAGUUUGGUAGAGAGUACAGACCUAAUGACACAUUGCUUAUAAAUGUGUAUGCCCCAGAGCCUAAAACUAUUGCCUAUCUCAUAGAUUUAUAUUCAUUUAGUUCUAGGGCCUCUAGCAAUGACCCUCCAUGUCAUAUUGGUUAUACUUAUGUUCUUCCUAAUAUGUUCAAACCAUCAGAAGGAGUUUUGGAAUUGCCGGUAACCUGCAAUGUUAAGCAUCGUCCACUUGGUACUAUUAAUUUUGAAUAUAUUAUUGUCUGUCCUAUGGAAGAACCUUUGUGUAACCUUCAAGCUUCUUAUUCAAAGCAUUGGGAUCCCUCUUGGACAGGGUUAGAAGUUGGUCAUCGAGGACUAGGUGCUAGCUUUAAAACGAAAGAGGGUAAUGCCAUACGAGAAAAUACUAUAGCUUCUCUUAAAAAGGCUGCUGCCAGUGGGGCAGACAUGCUGGAGUUUGAUGUGCAGCUCAGUAAAGACUUGAUACCUGUGAUAUAUCACGAUUUCCAUGUGUGCAUAUCUAUGAAAAAAAAGAAGGAAGUAGCUUUUUCUGAGAUGCUAGAAUUGCCAGUGAAAGACUUGUCGUUGGAGCAUCUGCAGAAGCUAAAGGUUUAUCACUUGGUUGAGGGUCGGAGUCAUGAAACAAUGUUUUAUGAUGAAGAUCUAGAGGAACAUCAGCCUUUCCCAACUCUCGAACAAGCUCUCAAAGUAAUAGAUGUACAUGUUGGAUUCAAUAUUGAACUCAAAUGGACUAUGGAACUUAAGGAUGGCACUUUUGAGCUGAAUAAUCCAUUUGAUAUGAACACCUAUGUUGACAAGGUGCUGGAGGUAGUUCUGAAGAAUGGAAAUGAACGGAGAAUAGUACUGUCUUGUUUUAAUCCAGACAUUUGCACAAUGGUACGGAACAAACAGAACAAAUACCCUGUGAUGUUUCUUACAGUUGGUGUAAGUGAGAAAUAUCCUCCAUAUAGAGACCCCCGGUGCUUGUCCAUUCCUGCAGCAGUUCAAAAUGCAAUUAGCUCCGAUAUACUGGGCAUAGUUGUUCACACAGAAGAUUUACUGAGAGAUCCCACGCAGGUGAAGCUAGCAACAGAUGCGGGGCUGGUCAUCUUCUGCUGGGGCGACGACAAUAACGACAAGAACACCAUAAAGAAACUCAAAGAGAUGGGCCUGCAUGCCGUGAUCUAUGACAAACUGGAUCAGUACAUUACCAAAGAGGUUAAGGAAAGCAUAUUCUUGGUGGAGGCUCGCGAGUCCCAGCGAGAGAUCAUGCGCCUGGCCGCACUCGACGCUCUGCCGGCCUCGGAGAGCUCGGGCACCUUACACAUGCCCAGCGAGUCGGGUGUCCGGCCCUACCUCGACCUCAGCGUGAGACACAAGCUCAAUGAACGCUCCACCGUCACCUCCCUGGAGUCCCUCGCCUCCUCCAUCGACAUUCGAGACGACGACAAAAACCUCAAACGCAAUCGCAACAUAACGAACGUAGAUAAAGAUUGCCGUGGUAAAGAGGAUCACACCUCGUUUCUGGGCUUGUUCCCAGCCGGAGACGCGUCCAAAGGCACUCCAAAAAAAGUCCGCCGCGAUGACUAGUCGACCAAAGUUUUAGCCGAAUUUAAUUUUUUUUUUUGAAAUUAUUCAUUUUGCUCAAUUUAUUAUUUACACUUUUCACAAAACGUAUAUUAGUUUUUAAUUAUAUUUAUAAGUGCCGUUUCUUGCCAAAUUAUAUUAUUUCACUUAUUAUUUGCUUCAUCUUUCAAUAAUCCAAACUUCGACGAUGUAUGGUGGCUGUAUUUAUCAUACUUUGACUAUAUUUGGUAUAGUACAGUAGUUCAGAUUAUUGUGGUAUUAUAGUAAUAAUACGAUUACCUUCCUAUUUACUAAUUUGAUGAAAAUGUACCAGAUAUUAUGUUAGAUUAAAAAAAAAAUUGAAAAUAACAUCAGUAUAUUGCUCACUAUUACUAGUGUAUCAAUGAUUUCUGAUACUUUCUUAUAUACAUAAACCUACAUCAGAUAUAUCAAAAGUUUGGAGGAUUCUGUGAUUGUAAAUUGUGUUUAGUUAUAUUUUGUAUUUUUGUUGAAUUUUUUCUUAUCUAGCUCUGUCGGCUGUGCUCACAAUAAAUUACAGUAUCAGUAAACACAUCUUCAGAUGCAAUUUGAUUAAACUUCAUGCCUAUAUAGAUGAUAUCAUCGACAUCAAGUUGCUAAUUUGCAAAUGUCAAUAUUAUGGAUAUCUCUGUAGUUAACUAGUGUUUCUGUGACAAAUUAUUAUUAUUUUAUAAUAAAUUGAAUUUGUACGUUUAUUUAUAAAUUUUUCAACCUAUCCCCUCCACUUGUUUGGUUGUUACGUCGCACAGUACAUGCGCACCAAGUGCGGUUAAAUAGCAAUAGGUAAUUAGUGUCCGCCUCGCUUGGCUAAUUUAAACAAUUUUGAGUUGCUAAUUCACCGUUUAUUCUUUAUUAAAUUUAUAUAGUAUGAAAACGAUUUAAUAAAGAAAUAUACAUGCUUAUUCUAUAUUCCUUGUUUACGACCGCAUUCUAUUAACCUAUUACCUUAUACUCUUUUGCAAAAAAAACGGGCACCUAGGUAAAUAACCUGUUUCACUGGCAUCUUCAGAUUAUUUCAUAAUUCUAAGUAGCUUGUAUUAUCAUCACACUUUAAAUAAAUAAGCACUAAUUAUUAGUAUCUGACAAUUUUAAUAAAAUUUUAAAUUAACUAACAUAAACUUUAUUAUUUACCACAACACCUCAUAAAUGUGCCAGAAAUAUUCUCAAAUGAUUAAAACCUCUUUUGGUAUUGUAUUUUCUAAGGAACGGGAAAAAAACAGCCCGUUUUUUUGCAAAUGAGUUUAUAGCUAUCUACCGAUACCUGAUAAUAAGUAUAAUAGAAUAAAUAUUCAAUACGAAUUACUGUUACACCUUUCAGUUGUUCGGUGACCACUCCGUAUUGGUACGUAGUUACCAACUUAUAGUAUUAACAGCAAGUGUUGAUACAUAAUUUUUAUCUGUGAUAGAUUAAAACUUAUAACAUAGACUAUGAUUUGUUUGUAUCACAAAUUUAUAACCAAAUUUCAAAUAAAGUAUUUAAUAUAAGA
This is a messenger RNA of Leptidea sinapis, 4001 nucleotides long. Its product is annotated as glycerophosphocholine phosphodiesterase GPCPD1. Lineage: Eukaryota; Metazoa; Arthropoda; Insecta; Lepidoptera; Pieridae. Gene Ontology annotation, molecular function: glycerophosphocholine phosphodiesterase activity; starch binding. Gene Ontology annotation, biological process: glycerophospholipid catabolic process. The coding region runs from base 220 to 2499 and encodes 759 amino acids. The record is from RefSeq and is a predicted model, not a curated record. The transcript is spliced from 7 exons.